GGGUUAACCUAAGGCAUGAAUUAAUCCCCUCACUUGGAAAAUGCCGGAGAAGUUUCUGAGUCAAACACAUAAGUUACCGGAUUUCUAACCGCUAUUAUUAUUCAACCACCCUCGAGCCACCCCUCAAUAAUAAUAUGGGGACGAUAUUUCAUGGCGAACAAACAUGGAGGGGCACAUAUGGCCAUGUGAGACGGUUAAUCGUUCUGCCCCCUUCAUCGUCUCGGUCCCGUCCAUAAUGCGAAAUUAUCAGCAAUUCUCCCUCAGGAAUAUUCUCGUCAACACAUCUUUUACUUGUCCAAACGAUUGAAUUCUACAAUAAAGUCAAUCCAUACAGAAGACUCCAAACAGUCCCACUACAGCAUCCUCAAUCAUGGCACCCAUCCCCGGUAUUCUGUAUGUUACCAUGCAGCCUCAAGAAUCACUUCCAGAUUCUCAGUGGCACGACUGGUACAACAAUGAACAUGGACCUCUCCGAUUGCGUCUUCCCUUCGUCACAAAUGGUUUCCGCUACCGCGCAAGCGACUUGUCGUCUACAAAGCCAGCUUCAACAUCGCAUCCAGAAUGGAUGGCCAUUUACGAUGUCACAGAUAUGGCAGCCAUGAACACCGAUACCUAUCUUCGACUCCGCGGGCCCGAAGUCAAGACCGAUAGAGAAAAAGAAACAAUGGCACAGAUUAAGGUGGACAGGAAACUAUAUGAUUAUAUUAGUGGCAAGGAAAUCGACGGAUACAAGAAAGUGGAGGAAGUGGGGUAUGAUGAGGGGAAUUUCGUGGUGACUUCUACAGCUGAAGUUAAGGAGGAGUUUGACGAAGAAUUCAACAAGUGGAUGGAAGAAGAACAUUUAUCAAUGAUUGCAAAGAUUCCAGGUUGGAGACGCACAAGGCGCUUUGUUACGAGCAGCAUCCUGGGAGGCAAAGAAGGAAAGGAGUAUUUGAACAUAAUUGAAUUCGCUCCUCGAAACGAUGCAUUCGGGGAAGCAUUUAAAGCCGUUGGUUCGACAGAAUGGGCCAGGAGACUCACAUCAACCGCUUUGAAUUCCUUUAAUUCUAGGCAGUACAAUUUAUACUACACAUUCGGUGCCGCACCUCGAGAUAUUUCCAACUUUUCGAAAUCCUAUUCGACUAAUUGGAAAUCAAUUGACGGAAAGACAAGCACUGGACCAAACACCAUUGCCGAAGGGGGAGCCAUCGAAUCAUACAUAACAACAAAGGAUGGAGUUGAUCUUGCAUACCGACUUGAAGGAUCUCCUGACCCAACCGCUCCCCUUAUUAUCCUCAGCAAUUCCAUUCUUGUAAACUAUUCAAUCUGGACACCCUUCAUCCAAGCAUUCCUUGCAUCACCCACUGGCAAAAACUACCGCAUUCUCCGCUACAACUCCCGUGGACGCACAUCAAACGCCGGCUCUUUACCCGUAACCGUUGAUCUUCUUGCUUCCGACAUCAUUCAAAUUUUAGAUACUCUACGUGUUCCUAAAGCAGCUUGUCUAAUUGGUGUCUCACUCGGCGGUGUCACCGUUCUCAACACUGCACUCAAAUACCCCACUCGUGUUAAUGCUUUUAUAUCUUGCGAUACAAAUGCCUAUGCUCCUCCUUCUAACCCCAAAGCCUGGGAUGAGCGCAUCGCCAUGUCUGCGGCUGAAUCUGCCAAAUCAUCCAACAAUGAACAGAUUGUGGGCUCAGAAUUGGCGGAAAUCACAACGCGCAGAUGGUUCGUAGCAGAAAAUUACGAGAACGAGACGUUGAAGAAGAGAUUCGAGGAUGUGAAGAAACAGGUUGAGGAAAAUAGUUUUGAGGGAUUCCAAAAAGGCGUAAAGGCUCUUUAUCAGUAUGAUAUUAGAGAAGAGAUGAAGAAUCCAGGGGUUGACAAGGCCCUAUUUGUGGUCGGUGGUAGUGAUGGUGUUUUGCCCAAGACAAUGAAAGAGAUGGCAGGUAAUUAUGGAAAGGGUGUUGAGUGUAAGGUUAUUGAAGGCGCAGGACAUUUACCAAUGGUCGAAAAGCCAGAGGAGUUUGCUACUGUUGUAGCUACAUUUUUGGGUUAGCUUACAUUCAUGUCGAGUUGUUAAGUAGUUAUUAGAUGAUCGAAUGUUAUCAUCAUAUUUCAUCA
Messenger RNA from Botrytis cinerea B05.10, 2103 nucleotides. RefSeq lists its product as hypothetical. The record is from RefSeq and is a predicted model, not a curated record. NCBI's taxonomy places the organism in Eukaryota, Fungi, Ascomycota, Leotiomycetes, Helotiales, Sclerotiniaceae. The coding region runs from base 371 to 2038 and encodes 555 amino acids. The transcript has a single exon.